Molecule: messenger RNA, 2666 nt
Organism: Melanotaenia boesemani (Boeseman's rainbowfish)
Lineage: Eukaryota; Metazoa; Chordata; Actinopteri; Atheriniformes; Melanotaeniidae
Product: neurofilament medium polypeptide-like
Exons: 4
Coding region: 35-2278 (747 amino acids)
Biological process (GO): axon development
Cellular component (GO): neurofilament; axon
Molecular function (GO): structural constituent of postsynaptic intermediate filament cytoskeleton
Source: RefSeq, a predicted model, not a curated record
CUGCUGCAGUCAGAUCUCCUCCGGCUCAGCCAACAUGAGUUUCACGGUAGACCACCACUUCAUGGGCCCGGGCUCGUACCGCAAGGCUCGGCCCGCCUCUGUGUCCUCCAGCGGGUUUCACUCCCAGCGCCGCCGCCUCGCAUACAGCCAGCCAUCCUCAACCGACAGUAUGGAGACCUUCAAUGGUGACAUGACGCGGAGGAGCGAGAAAGAGAUUCUGCAGGCUCUGAACGACCGGUUUGCCGGUUAUAUCGACAAGGUGAGGAACCUGGAGAUGCACAACCGCAACCUGGAGGCGGAAGCGGCAGCGCUGCGGCAGAGCCAGACCGGACGGGUCUCGAUCGGGGAACACUACGAGCGUGAACUGAAUGAACUAAGGGGUCUCUUGCAGCAGCUGACCGGGGAGAAGGCCCGCGCGGCACUGGAUCACGAUCACCUGGAAGAAGACAUUCAACAUUUGCGCGUCAGGUUGGAGGAUGAGGCGCGCAACCGGGAAGAGUCGGAGGCUGCCUCUCGCGCCAUGAAAAAGUAUGUUGAGGAGUGCCGGCUGGCACGCAUGGAACUGGACAAGAAGCUCCGUGCUCUGGAGGAGGAAGCCGCAUUUCUUAAGAGGAACCACGAGGAAGAAGUGUCUGAGCUCUUGGCGCAAAUUCAGGGCGCACAGGUGAGCUUCGACAUGAGAGACACGCUCAAGGCGGACGUCACCAGCGCGCUGCGAGAGAUCCGUGCGCAACUGGACAGCCAUGCAUCAAAGAGUGCAACGCACACCGAGGAAUGGUUUAAGGUACGCAUGGAGCACCUGUCUGAAGCUGCAAAAUCUAACCAGGAUGCAAUCCGUGGAACCCAGGAAGAGAUCGCAGAAUACCGCCGCCAGCUUCAGAGUCGCACCAUUGAGCUGGAGACUCUUCGAGGAACAAAGGAGUCGCUGGAGAGGCAGCGAAUGGAGAGUGAAGACAGACAUCAAGAUGAUCUCAAUUCACUACAGGUGACCAUUAAUCAGCUUGACAAUGAGCUAAAAACCACCAAAUGGGAGAUGGCCAGCCAGCUGAGAGACUAUCAGGAGUUGCUGAAUGUAAAGAUGGCCCUUGAUAUUGAGAUUGCUGCUUAUAGGAAGUUACUGGAGGGAGAGGAGAAUCGCUUUGUGUCUGGUGGUGGUCCAUACUCCUAUCUGGAGGGCAGAUUCUCCACUCAUCUGAAGGUGAAAAGUGAGGAGAUCUCAGAUACGGUGAUCGUGGAGGAACAAACUGACGAGACACAGGUGACGGAGGUGACAGAAGAGGCUGAUGAGGAGGAAGAGGACGAAAAGAAAGAAGAUGAAGAGGAGGAAGGAGAGGGAGAUGAGGAAACCAAAGAGGAGGAGGGUGAAGAUGAGGGAGGGGAAGAUAAGGAAGGAGGAGAGGGAGAGGAAGAAAAUGAGGGAGAAGAAAAAGGAGAGGAGGAAAAUGAGGAAGAACAGAAGGAGGAAGAAGAUAAAAGUGCAUCCCCUCAGCCUAAAUCUCCUGCUGUGAAAUCACCAGAAUCCAAAUCACCAGCAUCCAAAUCCCCAAUGCCUAAAUCACCUGCUAAGUCACCUGUAGUCAAAUCUCCGGCAGGAGACAAGUCAAAGUCACCUGAGUCAAAGUCGCCCGUGAAUAAAUCCCCUGAAUCCAAAUCUCCCUCCAAGACCCCCGAACUAAAGUCACCAGAGAAAGAGAAGGCCAAGCCUGUUGCUGCCAAAGACACGCCCAAAGAGGAGAAAAAAGAUGAAAAGCCUCAGUCUGUCAAGGAGGAAAAGAAGGAGAAAGAGCAGCCUGCGAAAGAGGAGAAGAAGCAAGAACCUAAGGAAAAAGAGCCAGAGAAAGCAGACAAACCUGACACAAAGAAAGAGAGUAAAUCAGAUGAAGCACCAAAAAAGGAAGGAGCUUCAAAACCAGCAACACCCAGUAAGGCCUCUGAGGACAAAGACUCCCCAAAAUCUGAGCCUAAAGAGAGUGCUCCCCCUGCAAAGGAGGAGAAGUCUCCUGCUCCAAAAUCAGAGAAGGCUGACCCUGAGGUGAAGGUGGUUUCUAAAGUUGAGCCCGAGAAGACAGAAAGCAAAAAGGAGGAGAAGAAGCCUGAGGAAAAGCCUGCCUCAAAAGUAGGGCCAGAGAGCAAGAAGGACGAGAAGAAACCAGAGGAGAAAAAGGAGACCCGUACAGAAGAGAGUAAAGAGGUGAAGGGCGGGGCAAAAACGGAGAAAGCUGAGAAAUCCUCUGGCACUGAGUCAAAGGAAAGUAAGGAGGAGAAAGCCAAGAAGUAAGAUUUAAACAUUGUGUCUCAGCUCUGGAGGAGAGGAGGAGGAGAUGCCAAAGAAGAAUGAGAGAGGGAUGUCAGGCAAAGGCAUGAGAGGGGAGAAAUGAGCUGGAUACACCCAGCUAUUUAGACAGGCUCUUGUUCAUAGCAAAGCAGGUAACAGUACGUAAGCAAUAUUGAUUUCUGUAGCAAAUAAUUCCCUGCUCCCUAAGUAUGGCCAUUACAUACCCCUGAAGCUUCUGAUGUAUGACUGUAAUGAAUGCAGAAUGCUCUAACUCUAUCUGAAUGUGACAACUGCCCUUAAUAAAUAACAAGUGCAUUUAAAAUGAAUCCUGGUGGGGGCAGCAAGGUCCUGCUGUGCCUACAUAAGCCUUCAAGGGUAGAUGUCAAAAUAA